Chenopodium quinoa (quinoa) is the source of this 543-nucleotide messenger RNA. RefSeq names its product protein FAR1-RELATED SEQUENCE 5-like. NCBI's taxonomy places the organism in Eukaryota, Viridiplantae, Streptophyta, Magnoliopsida, Caryophyllales, Amaranthaceae. Gene Ontology annotation, biological process: regulation of DNA-templated transcription. The coding region runs from base 1 to 543 and encodes 180 amino acids. The record is from RefSeq and is a predicted model, not a curated record. The transcript has a single exon.
AUGACGAAGUCUAAGGUUGCACCGCGUAACAUCAUGGCGGCUAUUGCGGAGCAAUUUCCUGAUGAUCAUCCAAACACCAGACACAUCUACAAUUGCCGGAAUGACUUCAGAGAGGAGAUGUCUGAUGGGAGAGGAGUUGUUCAGCAAUUUCUACAUUUGGCGAGACAGAGUCAGUAUGUUUACUGGGUCAUGUCCGAUGAUGAAGGCGUUUUACAGCACGCCUUUAUGGCGCAUCCAGUCAUGGUAGACAUCCUACGGACGUACCCCUAUGUGAUCGGUAUGGAUUCCACUUACAAGACUAACCGAUACGGGAUGCCGUUCUUUGAGAUAGUUAGCGUGACACCGACAAAUCAGAAUUUUCUCGUCGGUUACGUGUUCAUGCGCAACGAGAGCACGACAAGCUAUCAAUGGGUUUUGCAGAGGUUGAGAGACGUGAUUGGGUAUGAUAAGGAGCCGUCGGUUUUCUUGACAGACCGUGAGCUUGGGCUAUGUGCUGCAUUGAGGGAAGUGUUUCCAGGAACCUCGCACUUACUUUGUCGAUGA